Messenger RNA from Symbiodinium sp. CCMP2592, 666 nucleotides. The record is from the annotation of a GenBank genome assembly. Lineage: Eukaryota; Dinophyceae; Suessiales; Symbiodiniaceae.
AUGGCGCUGCGCCGAUCAUCGCCAAGCGGAGACAUCGAGAGCCAACCUGAGAAGGAGGACUUCUUCGCAGUCGGUCAGGUGACCGUGCGCCUGCCGCUGGAUUGCAGACCGCUGCCUCUGCUGGCCCUUCUCCUUAGCUUUCUCCCCUGGGGCGUGCCCUUGCUCCUCUUGGUGGAUGCGUUGCUUCAGAAGAGGGUCUCCAGCGCAUUCAUACUCGCAGCGGUGAUCAUCACCUCCCUCUUGUCCGAGUUCAUUCUCAAGCCCCUCAUCAGCGAGCCACGGCCGUCGACGUCCGCUUGCAGGACAGAUGACGGCAAGCUCCUUCCUGGAAUGCCUUCGGGCCAUGUCAUGAUUUGUCAGUGCCUCUUGACGUUCUAUAUGUUGGAGGCUGUGCGGCAUCAUAUGCUUGCAGCAGUCAUUGUGUCGUUGUUGCUGAUGCCCGCGAUGCCUUGGGCCCGUUGGUACAACGGCGACCACAGCGCAAAACAGGUGGCUCUCACGUUUAUCAUGGCCACUGUCAUAGGUUUGAUCGAUUAUGUUGCAUUCCUGCUGUUCUUCGUGGACGGUUGGGCCAGCGAGACGGAGAAGGUGCUGCUAGCAGAAGUUGCAUCGCUCCCCGCGCUACCAUCUCCAUCGGGAGGUCGCACUUUGCCCAUGCGGCCGUGA